GUUAUCCUUGUGUGUGUGUGCGUUAGGGAGGUAGGGCGCAUGCGGGUUUAUGUUGUGAACGGCCCAGGGGUACGGGAACCAAUCGGUGUUGUUCGUUCCCUUUUUUUUUUUGCUACCAAGGAUAUUCACAUUCAAAAAGGGGUCCGCUCCUGCGGCAUUGGUAUUGGUGUGCGAUGCGGCACAGGAUUAGAAGGACAUGCCGGUGCCAUUUAAAACAGGCGCACCGUGCCGAAAGUGGAUCAAUCGUCCUCGAACCUUCAGCGUGCGCAGUGGUGCCGACAACACCAGUGACUACCGUUCGUGAACUACGACAGACAGCGCUUCCGAGCUGCAAGUGAACUCUAGAACUUUUGCAGUGCUGUGUCGGCUUAAGCAUUCAGUGACAGUGAUACAGUGCUAAAGCUAAACUUCAGCUACUCAGUGUGAAUCUUCCGUCUCACGAUCAACUAUCACGCAUCAAACUAUCAACCACCGGGUGCAGCUGCUUCCAACACGUUCGGCAGCCUACAACACCUCGAUAGCUAGAUGAUGUUCAGCAGCUUACCAACGGCGCAAGAACGCGGCCAGGAAAUGCAAUCGCCCGUCAGCUCACCGGAGCUGAUCGAUCCGCGCUACAAUCAUAUGCGAAUUCCCGCCUCAUCAAGCCGCAUCUUGUACGAUGUACCGUGCAAGGUAUGCCGGGAUCACAGCUCGGGCAAACACUACGGCAUCUACGCCUGCGACGGUUGUGCCGGGUUCUUCAAGCGCUCGAUUCGCCGCAGCCGCCAGUACGUGUGCAAGUCAAAGUCCGAGGUACCGUGCGUGGUGGACAAGACGCACCGCAACCAGUGCCGGGCCUGCCGGCUGAAGAAGUGCUUCGAGGUGGGCAUGAACAAGGACGCGGUACAGCACGAACGCGGUCCACGCAGCUCCACACUCCGCAAGCAGAUGGCCCUGUUCAUCUCGAAGGAUUCGCCACUGCGGCACGAUAUGAUGCUAACGCCCGGCAUUCCGAUUCCACACCACGGACAUCAUCACGCACAUCACCACGGCCACCACCACGGCCAUCAUCAACCGUCGAUGGGGCUGGAUCUGUCGCUCGGUCGCAAUCCAUUCCUUACCCCGCCUCCGUCGGCACCGACCACCACCGCUCCGUAUCUGCCGCCGCCCGUACUCUUCCCGGGCAUGCAAGCGUCCCAUCCGCUCGUGGCGGUGGACGCGAUACGGGAAUCGGCCGCCCAGCUACUGUUCAUGAACGUGAACUUCCUCAAGAGCCUUACGCCGUUCAUUCAGCUCCCGAUGGCGGACCAGCUCGUCCUGUUCGAGGAGUCGUGGCGCGAGUUCUUCAUACUGGCCGUCGCCCAGUACCUGGCGCCGAUCAACUUCAGCCAGCUGCUGAUCGCCUACGAGUACCUCAACAACAACCGGGGCGAGAGUGGUAACGUGAGCGAGUUUCUCGUGAAGGAGGUCGAGAUCUUUCAGGAAAUUCUCGCCCAACUGGCGGCGCUGCGCGUCGACCCGAACGAGUACGUCUAUCUCCGGGCGAUCGUCCUGUACAAGAGUGAGUUUGAUGCGGAAACGAGCAUCUCCAGCGUGAGCAGUGAUGGUUCGGACGUGACGACCGCUUCUUCCGCCGGGUCAGCCAAAUCGAUCAGUGAGAUAGCGACGGUCCGGGCGCUGGAGGAAAGUGCGAAGGAGGCGCUCGCCUCCUACAUCAGCACGUGCCGACCGGGACCAUCGAACCGGUACCGGACGUUGCUGCAACUCCUGCCCGUACUGCGCAACGUCUCCAGCUACACGAUCGAGGAACUGUUCUUCCGGCGCAACAUCGGGCCGGCUCCGCUGCUAAAGCUGUUGCUCGACUUCUACCGACAAAAGUAAAGUGAACUUCAAACGUUCCUCCCCCCCCCCCCACACACACACACGAUCCGAGAUUCCUUGCGGUGUACGGAUCGCAAACUAUCUGUGAUUGACUUGCUAGGUGCGGGUCCCGAUUCCCGUUUCUGUUUUAUUUUGCCAUUACUGGAGAAGCCUUCCCGAGUAGCGAGUUUGCGUGAAAACGGCAUGUAAACGGUAGACAAUAAUAGUGUUAGACGAGAUAGACUUUAAGGUUUAAUAAUGUUAACUUCUUAAGAGCGAUAAAUAGAGCGAACUAUUGAGGAUUCAAACAAAAACCUAAAUAUGUUUUUAUUUCCCUUCUCUAUGUCUACGUGUCAGAUCAGAUCCGUCGUUAAAAAACUGUACAGGGAAUGUGUUAGCUACUGGGAAACAUUUGUUUCUAAUAGUUGAUACAAAAACAACAAACAAAACUAUAUCUAAAUGUGAAACAACUGCUAACGGUGGUACGAAUAAACAAACACUCUAAACAAGCAAUUUAA
Messenger RNA from Anopheles stephensi (Asian malaria mosquito), 2357 nucleotides. It is a transcript of the gene tll, whose product is annotated as protein tailless. The record is from RefSeq and is a predicted model, not a curated record. Bases 526 to 1860 code for a protein of 444 amino acids. Gene Ontology annotation, molecular function: nuclear receptor activity; RNA polymerase II cis-regulatory region sequence-specific DNA binding; zinc ion binding. Gene Ontology annotation, biological process: positive regulation of transcription by RNA polymerase II; cell differentiation; anatomical structure development. NCBI's taxonomy places the organism in Eukaryota, Metazoa, Arthropoda, Insecta, Diptera, Culicidae. The transcript is spliced from 2 exons.